This is a messenger RNA of Suncus etruscus (white-toothed pygmy shrew), 543 nucleotides long. RefSeq names its product 39S ribosomal protein L14, mitochondrial-like. Gene Ontology annotation, molecular function: structural constituent of ribosome. Gene Ontology annotation, cellular component: mitochondrion; ribosome. Gene Ontology annotation, biological process: translation. Lineage: Eukaryota; Metazoa; Chordata; Mammalia; Eulipotyphla; Soricidae. The record is from RefSeq and is a predicted model, not a curated record.
AUGCCCCUCUUUGGCGUUCUGUCCUAUACCUUGGAUCAGUCAGUUGGGAACAAUAUCACAGAGGGGAGGGGGAAGCGGACCUGGCUCGGCCUGCGACAAGAUCUGCCACCUCAGGACCCCAUAGCUUGCUUUACUGGACUCCAGAGCCUUUGCACCCAUGUCAGCAGAGCCCUCAACCUAUGCUCUUUAAGCACCAAUGGGAGCCCUAGUGGCAUUCAGAAGAUGACACGGGUUCGAGUGGUGGACAACAGUGCCCUGGGGAACAUCCCAUACCACCGCCCUCCACGCUGCAUCCACGUAUCUAACAAGAGCAGAUUAGGCAAAGUGGGUGAUCGUAUCCUACUGGUCAUCAAGGGACAGAAGAAAAAGGCGCUCAUCAUGGGGAUCCGCAUGCCUGGCCUGUUUGAUUCUAACAAUGUGGUCCUCAUCGAAGACAACGAGGACCCCAUGGGAACCCGCAUUAAGACACCCAUCCCCACCAGCCUUUGCCAGCAGAAAGGCGAAUUUUCUAAGGUGUUGGCAAUUGCGCAGAAGUUUGUGUGA